GUCUGUGCCAUACAACAUGUGGAUGUGUGUAUGUUCAAUAAUGGCAAAUUUAAAAAUGUGGUUGCCGAUUCCGACACACAAUCACCACCGCCCAUAGAUCGCACCGUACCACCGGGAGGUACCCUCAACACCACUGUCACCCUAAAACCUCAAAGAGGACCUACCAAAAAUUGGAUCGCCUUAGAGGACACAUUACAAAGAAGCACUGAACCUGAUGAAAUUACCGGCGCCAUAGCUGCCUCUGCUGUGCGCACACCACACUUCCUAAUGCAAGCAAAUCAUUCACCAAACUUUUGUUCCAGUCCGGCAGUGUUUGUGCCACCACUGCCAACAGCAGCCGGCAGUGGUUCCAACCCCGCCACAAAUGAUGAACGUAAUGUUUUCGCCAUUUAUGUUUCCUAUUAUGUUAAGGUCAAACUGACCCUUUCCGGUAUGGGUGGUGAGUUGUCGCUGAAGUUACCAUUUGUCCUGGUACACAUUGAUGAGGAACAGCGCCAUCUAAGUGAAAUGCAAAUGGAAAAGUUGGCCUUAGAUGAUGUACCGGCUGGUAAGAAAAAUGGCAAUAAAACCAAACCACCAGCAUCGCCGAACAAAAUUGAGACCAGCCAAGAAUUUGCUGUCAGCCAUAGCCUAGAUCGCAUAGAGUCCGUAGAUGAUGAAAAUAUCCACAUAAAAGUCAGUUCAUCGGCCACAAAUCGUAGACGUCAAUUGAUACGCAGCGAAACAAUAGCCAAGGACUUGGAUGAAGACCCCUUAACGACGGCGGCGGAACUUGCGGGUGGAGAACAUGUGGUGCAUGUUGCCCAAGUCCAUAGUGCCAAUAAUGUGCCAAAAUUUGAAGAAACUUCCACAGAAAAAGAUCACAUACAAAUGGAACAUAAGAGUGUCUCUCCACAGGUCUCACACGAAUUGACCGUAAAUCAAAUCCACGAGCUGCACUCGGCGAGAGAACACAAAAGUGGCGGUGAGGAGACAACCGCUUCCAAUGGAGUGUGA
Messenger RNA from Musca vetustissima, 996 nucleotides. RefSeq lists its product as uncharacterized. The transcript is spliced from 2 exons. Gene Ontology annotation, cellular component: cytoplasm. The annotation marks the transcript as partial. Gene Ontology annotation, biological process: G protein-coupled receptor internalization; signal transduction. Gene Ontology annotation, molecular function: G protein-coupled receptor binding. Lineage: Eukaryota; Metazoa; Arthropoda; Insecta; Diptera; Muscidae. The record is from RefSeq and is a predicted model, not a curated record.